UACUAGCAUUCACGUCUGGAGGAGCGACUAUUGGUACAAAUUGCAACCACCCAGCAACACCUCGAUACGCUCGAUUCUCUCACAACUCGAUUCUCUCACAACAAAGAAACUUACAAAACCAAACCAAAACCAAACCAAAAAGAAAACACAUCAAUCAUCGACCAUGACGCAUUUCAUCAAGAAAGGAAAGACAUUCACCCUCCAGAGCAAGGAGGCGCUUGACAUUCAUGAGACUCUGCCCAUCGGAACUUACACCGUCGGCUUUAGCAGCUGUUCCGGGCAGUUUUACCUAGAAAAAAUCGACAACUUUGAAAUCAAUCACAAGCUCUACGGAGACACCACGAAGCACGCGGAACGCAUCAUGAACACUUUCCUGGAUCGAAAGGAAGCAUCCACCGGUGUUUUGCUCUCGGGGGAGAAGGGUAGCGGCAAGACAUUGCUGGCCAAGAUGCUUUCCAUCAAAGCCAGGGAGGAUGAAGGAAUCCCAACGCUGGUGGUCAACCAAGAGUUUAGCGGAGAAGGUUUCAACACUUUCCUACAAAUGAUCGAACAGCCCACGGUGGUUCUCUUUGACGAGUACGAAAAGGUGUACAAGCCCGGCCAACAGGAAAAACUCCUCACUCUCUUGGACGGUAUCUAUCCCUCCCAAAAACUAUUUUUGCUCACUUGCAAUGACAAGUGGCGUGUGAACGAGAACAUGCGAAACCGCCCUGGUCGUAUUUACUACACGCUGGACUUUGACGGCCUUGGCCCCAGUUUCAUUCGAGACUACUGCAAGGACAAUCUCCAAAACAAGGACAACAUUGAAAAGGUGGUGACAAUUUCCGGCGUCUUUCGGGCGUUCAACUUUGACAUGUUGAAGGGAAUGGUGGAAGAAAUGAAUCGAUACGAUGAAACGCCAGCUCAGGUUCUCAAGUUCCUCAAUGCUCGCCCUGCUUUUGAGCUCAAACAGAUCUCGUAUAUGGUCAAACUAAAGGAAGCAGACAAGGAAGGCAAAAUCUUCUCUGGCCGCAAGGACGGUCUCAACGACUUUAGUGGCAAUCCUCUCAAACAGGAGGUCGUCGUUUACUACCAGAAGAAGACUGAUGACGCGAAGCGCCCUCGAAAGCAAGUAUUGGAGCGUUUCAACGCCAAUGACCUUGUGGGCUUGAACAAUGACACGGGAGCCUACAUCUUCAAGAACAAGAAGGGCGUCACUAUCGUCUUGACUCCUCGCAAGACCGAGUUUGAAGUCCAAUUCGACAGGCUUCCCGCUCUCCGUACUCCCUACAACAAGAAGCGUGCCGUCAGUCCCACCGAAGGAUCGGAUAAGAUGAUCGAAGAUGGCUCUCCAGAUGAAGAUGAGCAUGCUUGGGCUAUGGAAUCUGCAGAAGACGAAGGUGACUACGGAGACUACUAGACAAGAAAGUUGACACGAGCACAAGUACCCAAUCAGCUCACCGUUGCAUUUGCUUCUAGGUGAUGAUGUCCCUGUUGUGCGGAGGCGGAUCCGUGGCUUGGGCUGUGGAAUUGGCUGCCGUUGAUUUCAGAGACAGUGUCAGCUGAAAUCUAGUUGCUAGCAGAGAGAACCUACUAGCUAGUGUCUUAACGUAACCUGUUGCAGGAUUUUGUGUCUCUUAUUGGUCUACCUGUCUAUUAAAACUACAAGUGCUCUCGGUUCUGCCGUCUCAGCACACCGUGGGCAUCUUGGCAUCUUCUGCUAGCUAGAAGGAAGAGGUUGCUUUCUUUGCCCUUCCCCUGGCUGGGCCCUUCACAGAAGUAACAUCCAACCCAUAUCUGCUCGUGUGGCCGUUUCCUCCCGAUCCAACAGAGCUUUGCCAGCAUCCAGACUUUCAAGCCAGAGGGGCGAGGUUGCUUUCGGUGCCCUUGCCCUGGAUGAACCCGUUAUAAACACGUAACAUCAGACACUCUGCCCACCAGCCGUUCCUCCUGAUCAAACAGAAUUCCUUACUCUAAAACCUCCUUGUCCGACAGAGUCGAGGAGUUUAGCAGCAGCUCUAGCUAGAGGUGGCCGACUGAACCACAGAGGAACCAAAGCAUUCGCAUGCAAUGGGCAAUGGAGCCGAGUUCAUUACGAAUUCAUUGUGGCGCCGGAUGAAUAGACCACCGCUUUUAUUUGCACAGUGUACUUU
Molecule: messenger RNA, 2132 nt
Organism: Seminavis robusta
Lineage: Eukaryota; Bacillariophyta; Bacillariophyceae; Naviculales; Naviculaceae
Source: the annotation of a GenBank genome assembly